Molecule: messenger RNA, 1425 nt
Organism: Anastrepha obliqua
Lineage: Eukaryota; Metazoa; Arthropoda; Insecta; Diptera; Tephritidae
Exons: 3
Coding region: 301-960 (219 amino acids)
Source: RefSeq, a predicted model, not a curated record
CAGGUAUUAUAAGAAACAAAUUGAUGAAAAUAGGGAAGCAAAUAGGGCAGAAGCCAACAAAGUAAGAACUUUAGUAGAUAUGAAACCGGAUCAAAAAAGAAAUUUUAGAUACGAGUAGUCGCAAUUUUAAUUGUUUGAAAAUUUCCACACUCCAGUGGUAAGCGGGUAGACGGAUUGCGGACGCAUAAAAAAUAAUAGAUGUGCUAAAAAAACGUAAAAGUUGUGCCAAUAGAAUUUUCUAAUAAUUUUAAAAUAAAUAAAAAAACCAACAAAUAAUUCUACGAAUACAAACUCUUGGCAAUGGAUAUAUUUUUGGCUUACAUUUUUACAUUUUUUAUUAUUUUCAUCUUCUUGCCGAUUCUGUAUUAUUUACUACGGUUCAUACUAUGGCUGAUAUUGGAUGUUUGCAGCUGCGGAAAACCGCAUCAUGAAAAUCAGUGUGACCAACUACGUCGUCGUAUAACUUUUGGACAUAUAUAUGAUCGCCAAGGCAACAUAUUCACAAUUGCCGACGAGGCCGCCAACAAUCCGUUGCCCCAUCGUUGCACAGAUUUUUACUAUGUCGAUCCAACCACUGAAGAUGCUGCACGUAUUCGGGCACAAUUAGAAAAGGAUGAAAAGGAUUUGCCGACCUAUGAGGAAGUGAUGGCCAUGAGUGCAGCACAAACGGCAGCCGGCUCAUUGGCACCAUGUACGGCAUCUAAUAGCUCCGUUACCACUACGGAUACGACGGUGCCACCUUAUUCGGAAGUCGAACGAAGUGUGAUGCAUUCCGCACAACCACUACCCACAAAUGCCAACUCAUCUGUUGUCACUCUUGCAACGUUGAAUACCGGUGCUACAGUGCGGCCGGCAGGGGUCACAGCGGCAUCUACAUCGCGAGCUGCUGCCGCUGCUGCUACAGGUUCACAAACUACAGUAGUAACCAUUGCCAAUUCGGUGUCAAAUACGAGCGUGUGAUAUACGCGUUUAUACUUAUGCUGCCCUCCUGCUCCUGUGUAUGAAGCUCGAUGGAAGCGUUAUGCAAGCGUGCACAAACAAAUAAGGCUAAUAAGGCUGGGACUCAAAUUGUUUCACAACAAGUAUAUCAACCUAAUAGCAUUUGGUUCGCUUAAAUCCUGUGUUAGUAAUUUAAUUUCCAAUGCAGAGUGGUAUUUACAAGUAUUUUGCGUAACCGUAUAAGAACAUUACGAGCUUAUUUAUCUAGUUAUCUUUUUGUGUAUAAAUUACUCUUAUAUUACUGUAUUUUAAAAAGUGUGAGUAAUUUAAAUAGCUAUACAUAUACAUAUGUAUAUAUGUAUGUGUUACAUAGUGUAAUUGUGUAAAUAUACAGAGGUAGACGAAGAGUGCUAGAACGAGUACUUUUUCACAUUGAACUUGAGCACAGAGGUGAUCUUUUUUUAUAAAUAAACUAAUAUUAAUAGA